AUCAGGAAUAAAAGAAUCUCUUUCAGCCUCGGUUUCUGACGGUUUCUGACAAGCUAGUAAAAUGGACUCUCUAAUUUCCCUCCUUGUUCUUUCAACACUACCACAGCUCGUGGCAGCUGAAGUUCCCAGUGUGACCUCGUUCAGAGCUGAGGUGGAGCUCAUGUCUGGGGCUUCAAGGAUCUUCUCUGGAGAGGGUGUGAGGCUGAAAUGCAGCAUUCCUGAUGUCCAUAAUUCCGAGUGGAAAUACCUGUGGUUCAGAGGAUCUGAUCAGCUCCCACAGACUCAGGAGCACCUCGUUCUGUGGAAAAGCAAGGUUAAAGAUAGUGGGAAAUAUUACUGCCAGGGUGUGAGGAAUACAAAUUUUGGAAACAUCCACACCCUCAAAAGUCUGCCUGUGGAGGUCAAUGUUGAUGGAGGGUGGGCUAUCCUGCAAGUUCCACCACCUCCUGGCCUCGUCGGAGACACCUUGAAGCUCACCUGUCAACUGCUCAUCAAAGCCCAACUUCACGAGGUGAUUCUAUACAAAGAUGGCGUUGAAGUUAUGAGACAAAUUGGCUUCAACCCACAUUUCUACCUGACCAACUUGACCCUCGAGGACCAAGGGAAUUACUCUUGUAGGGCGUCCUGGGACGCAGAUGGGCGUACACACUCUGCCAUUUCAGUUGACGCUUCAGUUCAGGUCGCAGAGGUCCUGUCGCAGCCACUUUUGGAGAUUGUUGCAGACAAUAACCUGUUUCCAAUACAUUUUAUGAAGCUCAUCUGCCACCUACAAUACAACGCCCGUGCUCCCGCCCCCCCAAUACACUUCUAUUUCUACAAGAAUAAACAGCAAGUGGCAACGGCGAGCUCUGAGAAAAGUGUCAUGGUGAAUCGUACUCCAGGCCAGUAUAGCUGCAAGGCCAGGGUGCCUCAGUUGGGAAUCUCCAGGGAGAGCAAACUCAGAUCCUUUGGCCAAGUAACAGACCUGCCUCCUGCUGCUGAACCAACUGCAACCCGACCCUCCUCUCACCAAUCCACUGUAACUCCUACUGUUUCUCACCCAACUGGAGUGAGCAUCCAAUCCUCAUAUCCAACCCUGCAGCCUCAGCAGUCAGCAACAAGCACUUUCCUAUCUGCAGUCCCGUCUCCUUAUCAAACUGUGGCUGCUAUGGAAUCAGGAGACACGUCUGAAGAAUCAGGCGACACGUCUGAAGAAUCAGGCGACACGUCUGGAGAAUCAGGCAGCACGUCUGAAGAAUCAGGCGACACGUCUGAAGAAUCAGGCGACACGUCUGGAGAAUCAGGCAGCACGUCUGAAGAAUCAGGCGACACGUCUGGAGAACGUUGACAAAUAAUGAGAAACUGCCCAAUGAAUAGGUAUUUGAAAUGAAUCAUACGUAUGGGGCCAUUGUGCUCUGAGUACAAGUUUUUAAUACGAUUCUUUGUGUAAUAUUAAUUUAACCUCUUGUAUAAACUAACUGAAUCAGUACUGUUGAAGAUCAUUAACUACUGCCAUAUUUUUUAAAUUAAAGAAGUUUUCUGUACUACCGGAUUUUAUUUUGACUGAAUUGUUUUUACUACUGUACAGCAUUACAGUUUACCGUUUUUAUGAGAAGUAUUUAUAAAUUUAGACAGUCGAUUUACAUAAAAAGUCUUAUUAUCUAAAGGUCGCAGUGAUAUCUUUUAUUUACUCAGCACAUAAGUCAUACAUUUGUAUGUCUGUCUUUGCAAUUUGAUGGAUGGCCUGAGCCAUCCGACAGUGUGGGUUAACAGCACGUAGAUGUCAGAGUGCGGCAGCAGUAAACAAAGAGAUGGAAGACGGGGGGGGAACAAAAAGUAUCAAGCGGUGAAGGAACUUCUUUAUGAGGGUGGGACACAUCGGCAAGACUAAAUAAA
This is a messenger RNA of Pungitius pungitius (ninespine stickleback), 1875 nucleotides long. Its product is annotated as low affinity immunoglobulin gamma Fc region receptor III-A-like. Gene Ontology annotation, molecular function: transmembrane signaling receptor activity. The transcript is spliced from 6 exons. The record is from RefSeq and is a predicted model, not a curated record. Gene Ontology annotation, biological process: cell surface receptor signaling pathway. The coding region runs from base 62 to 1327 and encodes 421 amino acids. Gene Ontology annotation, cellular component: plasma membrane. NCBI's taxonomy places the organism in Eukaryota, Metazoa, Chordata, Actinopteri, Perciformes, Gasterosteidae.